Molecule: messenger RNA, 1008 nt
Organism: Anopheles marshallii
Lineage: Eukaryota; Metazoa; Arthropoda; Insecta; Diptera; Culicidae
Gene: betaggt-II
Product: geranylgeranyl transferase type-2 subunit beta
Exons: 4
Coding region: 1-1008 (335 amino acids)
Biological process (GO): protein geranylgeranylation
Cellular component (GO): Rab-protein geranylgeranyltransferase complex
Molecular function (GO): Rab geranylgeranyltransferase activity
Source: RefSeq, a predicted model, not a curated record
AUGGUAGUGCGAGCGUUCGCUACGAAUGAUGUGAGGAUAUCCGAUGACUCGAAAGAAUUGUACUUCGACAAGCACGUAGAUUACAUUGCAAACCAUGGCAACGACAAAAACGAUUAUGAGUACUGCAUGACAGAGUUCCUCCGAAUGUCCGGCAUAUACUGGGGUGUUACUGGGUUGGAUCUGAUGAACGAGCUGGGCCGAUUGGACAAGCAAUCGAUUAUAGAGUUCAUCAAAAAGUGCCAGUGCCCAGUAACGGGUGGUAUUGCUGCUUGCGAAGGUCAUGAUCCACACAUUCUCUACACGCUGAGCGCUGUACAGAUUCUAACCAUUUACGGCUGCCUGGACGCCAUCGACGUGGAUGCGGUGGCAAAGUAUGUACAAUCGCUGCAACAGCUCGACGGAAGCUUCUUCGGGGACAAGUGGGGAGAAGUAGACACCAGGUUUUCCUUCUGUGCCGUGGCCAUUUUGAGCUUGAUUGAUCAAACGGACAAGAUGGACGUGGAAAAAGCAGUUAACUUUGUCAUGUCCUGCUGCAACUCGGAUGGUGGCUUUGGAUCGAAACCCAACGCCGAAAGCCAUGCCGGGUUGAUCUAUUGCUGCGUGGGCUUUCUCUCGAUUACGGACCAACUGCAUCGGCUAGAUUGUGAGCGAUUGGCCUGGUGGUUGUGCGAGCGACAACUUCCAAGCGGCGGCCUGAACGGACGGCCUGAAAAGCUACCCGAUGUCUGCUAUUCCUGGUGGGUGUUGGCUUCCCUCACGAUCAUCGGCCGGCUACAUUGGAUCAGCUCGGAAAAAUUGGAAAAUUUCAUCCUCUCGUGUCAGGAUGCGGAGACGGGUGGGUUUGCCGAUCGUACCGGAAACUUACCGGACAUUUUCCACACCUUGUUCGGGCUAGGCGCCCUAUCGUUGCUAGGCGAUAAGCGACUGAAACCGGUCAAUCCCACGUUCUGUAUGCCACAGUAUGUCAUCGAGCGAUGUAAUCUGAAGCCAAAAGUAAUAGUGCUGUAG